Euleptes europaea (tarantolino) is the source of this 986-nucleotide messenger RNA. It is a transcript of the gene KAZALD1, whose product is annotated as Kazal type serine peptidase inhibitor domain 1. The transcript has 4 exons. Gene Ontology annotation, molecular function: insulin-like growth factor binding. Bases 33 to 980 code for a protein of 315 amino acids. Lineage: Eukaryota; Metazoa; Chordata; Lepidosauria; Squamata; Sphaerodactylidae. Gene Ontology annotation, biological process: regulation of cell growth; regulation of signal transduction. Gene Ontology annotation, cellular component: extracellular region. The record is from RefSeq and is a predicted model, not a curated record.
CUUACUAAGGGCUCCAGGGCCCAGGGGUAGUUAUGAAUAAGGGUGACGAAUGGAUGCCAAGUUCCAGAGAGCUUGUGAGAAUGUCUCGUCCUGCUAACUCAGCCUCUUUACAGGUCACCUUUCUAUUGCUAUUCUUAUACUGUGACAUUCUUAGCUGGGCAGUGCCCACUGCUCCAGAGUAUUUGCAACGGGGCUGGCAGAGGCUGUUGGAGGAAGGGGAGAGCUGUGUGGAAUGUAGGUUUGAAGAAUGUCCCACACCACGUGGCUGCCUGGCUGGGGUGGUAAGAGAUGCCUGUGACUGCUGUUGGGAGUGUGCCAAUCUGGAGGGACAGAUCUGUGACUUGGACAAUACUAACCACUUCUAUGGAAAAUGUGGUGAUCACUUAGAGUGCCGCCUUGAUGCCGGGGACUUACGACAUGGUGAAGUACCUGAGCCCCAAUGUACUUGCCUGGCCAACAAGGCUCUCUGUGGCUCCGAUGGCAAAACUUACGCCCAGAUCUGCAAAUUCCAAGAGAUGCAAAACUCCCAUCCAGGGGCUAAUCUCACCAUGACCCAUGAAGGACCCUGUGAGUCAGAGCCCCACAUCAUAUCUCCUCCCUAUGACAUCUGGAACAUCACUGGGCAAGAUGUGAUCUUCGGCUGUGAAGUCUUUGCCUACCCCAUGGCAUCUAUCGAAUGGAGGAAGGAAGGGCUGGACAUGCUGCUUCCCGGAGAUGACCCCCACAUCUCCGUUCAGUUUAGGGGAGGCCCUCAGAAAUAUGAAGUGACCAGCUGGCUCCAGAUCCAAUCUGUGCGGGUUACAGAUGAAGGAACCUACCACUGCUUCGCAAGGAACAAGGUUGGGCAAGUAGCAGCUCUUGCCAACCUCAUGGUUCUCACUCCAGAUCAGCUAAACUUGACUGAAUUGGUUGUGCCCAAGAUACCCAGCCUGAGACAGGAUGAUGACGUGGAAAGUGAUGAGUCAUAUGACUAUUACUGACGCUGC